Molecule: messenger RNA, 1239 nt
Organism: Suhomyces tanzawaensis NRRL Y-17324
Lineage: Eukaryota; Fungi; Ascomycota; Pichiomycetes; Serinales; Debaryomycetaceae
Gene: VCX1
Product: Vcx1p
Exons: 1
Coding region: 1-1239 (412 amino acids)
Biological process (GO): calcium ion transmembrane transport; intracellular calcium ion homeostasis
Cellular component (GO): fungal-type vacuole membrane
Molecular function (GO): calcium:proton antiporter activity
Source: RefSeq, a predicted model, not a curated record
AUGCCUAACUUUGAGAACGAACCCUUGCUUGGGGGCCAGCCUGGGCCCUUGAAGAGAGUGCAGAACGGAAUCGUGCACACCGUGGUCAAGACGUUCCAGCUGUCGCCUGUUAACUACUUGUUGAUCUUCGUGCCGCUUGGGAUCAUCGCUGGCGAGUUGGGAUGGUCUUCCAACGCCAUUUUCUGGUUGAAUUUCCUUGCCAUCGUGCCAUUGGCCUCGCUCUUGGCCUUUGCAACUGAGGAGUUGGCCGAACAUGUGGGUGAGACCGUGGGUGGCUUGUUGAAUGCCACCUUUGGCAAUGCGGUGGAGUUGAUCGUCUCUAUCAUCGCCUUGAAGGACAACCAGGUCAGAAUCGUCCAGGCCUCCAUGUUGGGGUCCAUCUUGUCCAACUUGUUGUUGGUGUUGGGAUGUUGCUUUGUUGCCGGUGGGGUCACUCGUGUCCAACAAACCUUCAACCAAACCGUGGCUCAAACCAUGUCGUCUUUGAUGGCGUUGGCCACGGCUGGGUUGAUGAUUCCAGCUGCAUUCCACGCUUCGUUGCCUGAGCCAAAGAAGGAGAUCGGCUUCCCUGAACCCGGCAGUUCUGACGACUUGAUCUUGAGUUUCUCCAGAGGUGUCUCUAUCAUCUUGUUGGUGAUCUACAUUUUGUACCUUGUUUUCCAAUUGAAGACCCACAAGUCCCUCUUUGAAGAACAGGCCCAAGAGGCCGACGAUGGCAUCAUUACUACUGCACUUCCUACCGACGAUUCCGGCAAGGAAGUGGACCACUUGUCGGUCAAUGCGUCCUUGGGGGUUUUGGUGGGUGCCACCAUCUUGGUGUCGUUCUGUGCCGACUACUUGGUGGGCUCCAUCGAUAACAUUGUCGAGAGUACCGGGUUGUCCAAGACGUUUAUCGGUUUGAUUGUUAUUCCUAUUGUCGGCAAUGCUGCCGAGCACGUUACAGCCAUCGUGGUGGCUAUGAAGGACAAGAUGGACUUGGCCAUUGGGGUUGCGGUUGGGUCCUCGCUCCAGAUCGCCAUUUUUGUCACUCCAUUCAUGGUGUUGGUGGGAUGGGCCAUCGACGUGCCCAUGUCGUUGUACUUCUCGACGUUUGAAACCGCCAUUUUAUUCGUGUCGAUGUUCAUCAGCAACUUGGUAAUUCUUGACGGAGAGUCCAACUGGCUCGAGGGAGCCAUGUUGUUGAGCACGUACUUGAUCGUGGCGUUGGCGUUUUUCUACUAUCCCGACGUGGCCAACUGA